AUGGCCACUGCAAGUUGUUCGUCUGGCGACAAAGUACCCAAUCACCUGAUUGGCGAACAUUCGCCAUACCUGCUUCAGCACGUGUAUAAUCCCGUGGACUGGUAUCCUUGGAAUGAAGAAGCUCUUGCAAAGGCAGCUAAAGAAGACAAACUAAUAUUUUUAUCCAUUGGCUAUUCUUCUUGCCACUGGUGUCACGUAAUGGAGAGAGAAUCGUUCGAAGACGAGGAAGUUGCAGCCAUAAUGAACCGCCAUUACAUCAGCAUAAAAGUGGAUCGCGAAGAACGGCCAGAUGUUGAUCAGAUAUAUACAAGGCUACUUCAGGCAAUGACCGGCUCCGCUGGUUGGCCAAUGAGCAUCUGGCUGACGCCCCAGCUCCAACCGGUGCUAGCUAGGACGUAUUUGCCACCCUGGAACAAGUACGGUAGUCCUAGCUUCGUGUCAGUGUUGAAUGCGGUAGCCACGGCGUAUAAAAAAAAUCCGUUGGAAGUGCGGCACCAGGCGCAAGAGAUACACAGUGUACUGCAACGUAUCUGCAAACGCGACGGAAGUUCUGUUGCUGAAAUGCCUGCGCAAGACUCUGCCAAGAGAUGUUUCGAUGUGCUCCGUAAAACUUUCGAUGAUGUGUGGGGUGGUUUUGGGAGCGAACCGAAGUUUCCUACGCCAGGUAAGCACGCAUCUGCUUUUCGUUCUAGUGAACAUUAGAC
Molecule: messenger RNA, 704 nt
Organism: Soboliphyme baturini
Lineage: Eukaryota; Metazoa; Nematoda; Enoplea; Dioctophymatida; Soboliphymatidae
Source: the annotation of a GenBank genome assembly